Chrysoperla carnea is the source of this 1656-nucleotide messenger RNA. It is a transcript of the gene Ndfip, whose product is annotated as NEDD4 family-interacting protein 1-like. Gene Ontology annotation, biological process: ubiquitin-dependent protein catabolic process; metal ion transport; vacuolar transport. Gene Ontology annotation, molecular function: WW domain binding. The record is from RefSeq and is a predicted model, not a curated record. Gene Ontology annotation, cellular component: perinuclear region of cytoplasm; endoplasmic reticulum; Golgi apparatus. NCBI's taxonomy places the organism in Eukaryota, Metazoa, Arthropoda, Insecta, Neuroptera, Chrysopidae. The transcript has 5 exons. Bases 219 to 881 code for a protein of 220 amino acids.
AAAACUUUGGAAUAAUUGUGUUCAAUUAAUGUUUUCGUUUGAUUUGAUCGUUAAAGCAAUUUGACAUUUGUAAAAAAAAAAAAAAUCCCUAGCUUAAAUUACUAGUGACAUAAAAAUUGUGUGAGUGAGAAAUAAAAAAUUCCAGUGACAUGCAAUCAAUCCAUUGAUUAUUUGUUAGUCCAACGGGAAUCGAAAAAUUAUUUUGGCCAAAAACAAUAAUGGAUCAUAAUCAUACAACUUAUGAAAUGACAAAUCCAAGCUCGGAGGAUCGAACUCAAAAUACACAACCUCCUCCACCAAAUGUAUUCUCAAAUAUACCAUUCGUACAAAUUGAUGAUAUUCCACCACCAAAACCAGAUUUUUCCGCUCCACCACCGUAUGAAGUGGCCACAAAACUUCCUACAUAUGAGGAAGUACAGCGUGAGAAAACUUUGCAAGGUGAACCAAUUCCAACUAUUCGGGGUAUGCCACCAACAUGCCCUUCACCGACACAUUUAGCUACGUUUUUAGCUAUUGAUCCAGAAGUGGCUGAUGGGGAUGCCGAUACAAGUUUAUUGGGUACUGAUUUUAUGUUCUUCACAGCAUUUUUAGUCGCGUUCCUUUUCAAUUGGAUAGGAUUUUUAUUGUUGAUGUGUUUUUGUCACACAAUUGCGUCCCGUUAUGGUGCAUUAUCAGGUUUUGGAUUAUCAUUGGCAAAAUGGACAUUGAUUGUUAAACAUUCCACAGAUUUGGCAUCACGUGAAAAUAGUUGGUUAUGGUGGUUAAUUAUGGCGUUUGGUCUACUAAUUUGUGUACGUGCUAUAAUCCAAUAUUUAAAUAUCAAACGUGGCUGGAGACAAUUAUCUACAACUCACCAGGAGCGUUUAUUAUUUUUUUAUUAAUUCUGAGUAUUAAAAAAAAUUAAUAAUAAUAUCAUUUUAUUUUAAAUGUACAGUGUGUGUAAGUUAAAAAGAUAGAGUGACACAUCUAAGUCCUUUUAUUAUUUUAUUUUAAAGGCAUGCGUAUGACGUCACAUGAUGCUAUGUUCUUGUGAUUACACACCGCCAUUUUAUUACAAUCAUGUAUAAUGAUUGGAAGAAAACAAAUUCGAUAUAUAUAUAUCAAAUAGAUCACUUAUUAAUUAAGGAUCAAUAUAAGGUACCUCAUUUUAAUCUCCACAGUUAAAUGUAUCUUCAAUAAAGCGUUUUAGGGGCCGAGUAAAAGUUUUUCUACUUGAAUGGAGUAUUUUGGAGCAAAAAUUGGCGUGGGACACCCGAAAAGAACUAUGUUUUUAUUCCCUAUAAUCAAUGCGUGUAAGAUGAAUGAGGCAUCCUAUAUGUUAAAACAGUUGAUAGUUUUAAUUAAUUAAUUAUUUAUAUUAAUUAUCAAUAUUAAUGUAGUCAAACUGAAUAUCAUUAAAUUAUUCAUUAAUAAGACAGAGUGUCUAAGGAAGGGAAAAUUAUAAUUUUACAAAUAGAAAAAAACAAGUUAGUCUUUAUAAAAAAACCUUUAACGUGUUGACAAAAUUUAAUCAAGCUACAAAACGCAAACAGUCAAAAAUUAUGUUUGACGAAUAUGUUAACCUCAUUUUCUCGUCAAAUAGAAUUUUAGGAUGUAAUUUUAUGAUUAUCGUUUUACGGGAACAACCGCGCUAGUCUGAUAAAAGAUUUGUCUAAA